This is a messenger RNA of Oikopleura dioica, 3012 nucleotides long. The record is from the annotation of a GenBank genome assembly. NCBI's taxonomy places the organism in Eukaryota, Metazoa, Chordata, Appendicularia, Copelata, Oikopleuridae.
AUGGGUAGCUUCGACCUGCGGAUCCUCGAGCAAGGAGGACUCAGCUUUGAAGAUUUGAAGACAAAUGUCUCCAAAGUUGCGCACGAGCUGGAAAGAGAUCGGAAAGCGCUCAAACAUCUCAAGUCAAUCUUCAGAGAUGUUCCGAGCAGCAUUCUUGAGCAGACCAAGCACGAGAAGUCAUUGAGCAAUACGAUAGUCGACCAUGCGAUUCCACACACUUCCGACAAAGAAACGAGCGAGUGUUUUUCGAAAUACAAUGAUUUCAUCAACGAACUCAUCAAAUUACAAGAGUCCUAUUCGCGUCAAAUGAAGUCCAGUCUCUGUGAUCCGAUCGUCUCAACCGUGAAUUCGCUCAAAAACCUCGACACCGUGCGAAAAGACUGGGAUAGCGCGAAAACGGAAUACGAACGGAAAAGCAAGAAAGGAGUAGCGUUGCAAACCGAACAACCGAAUUUGAAACGCUGCGCCGCCGAGUAUUUCAAAAAGAGACAACGCGCCGAGUCUGGAAUUGGCACAAACUUGGCGUUUUCGUUGAUCGAGUUCUCGCAGAGACAGACGGAGUACUUUCAGGAAGCGUUGGACCUUUCGAAACGAUUACAAAUUGACCUUGAGCAGCGACAACCGAAGAUUGCUCAGCAAAGGAAAAAUGAUGAAGUCACUUUGCAAAGGCUUGAUGAAAUCUCAAAAAAGUACGGCGGCAGUUCACACAACGAGUCGUACUCUGUCCACCAGAAUCUGAUCGCGUCAAACUCGAGUGCGGGCGAGACGAAGAAGGGGACGGUGUUCGUCAAGCGUCGCCACUUAGUGUCAAUCGUUCAAGGUUUCAAAAAGCGCGUGGCUCACGUUCGCGAGGACGGCUACUUCGAAAUUUAUCACAACAACGCGAUGGAGACGCGGAUCAAUCUGCUAACAAGCUCCGUCAAGCGCGAUCAAUCGGAUAGAAAGGCCUUCGAGUUGACCGCAGCAGAGAAGAAUAAACCCUACAUCAUCAUGGGCACUACUGAGCCGGAAACGGAGAAUUGGGUCCAAGUCAUCCAAAACGCUAAAAACGCUCUACUGAACAAAUACUUCGAGCCCUCUGUCGACGAAUUGACAAAAAAGAUCCUCGCCGCGGUGAAAUCCGUGCCCGGCAAUGAUUGCUGCGCCGAUUGCGGAAGCAGGGCGCCGACUUGGUUGAGUUUGAACUUGGGCAUUUUGGUGUGCGACUUUUGCGCUGGCGUGCAUCGCGAAAUUGGCGUCAAUUUCUCCAAAAUCAGAUCAAUUACGCUCGAUGAAUGGGGCACUGCGAAUCUUCUCGUAGCGAGAAAUCUUGGGAACGAAAUUUUCAAUGAAGUCUACGAAGCAAAUCUGCGCCUAAGCGAAAAGCCAGACACAUCAUCAUCUUCAGAGCAUCGAACAAAUUUCAUCAAACAAAAGUACAUCCACAAGCGUUUCAUCCAAAAAACAGUCUACUCGGAACAAGAGGGCAUUCAAGCGCUAGAGUCCGCGAUCCAAGAGUCCGACAUCCAUGCUAUCUUGCAAGCUUACGCUGAAGGGGCGAGACCGGAAGCGAAAAGAGACCAAAUUGGCUUGAGCUGCUUGCAUCUCGCUGUUGAAUUUGGACAGUUGCACAUUGUCGAAUUUUUAUUGCAAAAUGCUAAGGACUCGCCGGACGGGCCAGUCGAUUCUAGAGGCAAUACGUUGCUGCAUCACGCGCUAGAGCACUACUGCGGCAAAGAUUUAUGCAAACUCAUUUUGAGAAAAUACCCGAAUGAUGCAUUCAAGUCUAACUACCUCGGAAAACUGCCCUCAGAGUGCACAAACAGCAACGAAAUUAAAUCAAGCCUGAGGGAUAUCGAAGGGCAGCCGGACAAGUUUAAGCUUUUGAAUGUCGACUAUCAGUGGAAUUUCGAGCGUAGCAAUGGCGAAUCAGAUGAUGAAGGGCUAGAUGAUCCAGCAUCUAUGAGCAUGAGCCGGUCGAGACCGAUGAGCACAUCGACCAAUCCAGCGCCAUCAGCGAAAACUCCGAAUACUCCAAGUUUGACGACGUUUUCCUCGAUGGAUCCACCAUCGACAGAUGCUAAUUUUCUCGACCGCUCUACUGCGGAUUCGAUAACAAGCUCACCAAUGAAAACUUCCAGCCCCUCGCGCUCCAAAUCACAGCGGACGAGCUCAAGCUCGAGCAAUAAAAUUCUUCAACAUGUUCCACAGUUCACCACAAAAAAUGAAGACGUCAUGGAUCAGCUUCGGCAACGGCUGAAGGAUCCGAAUCCGAGUAUUCCGAGAAAUAUCGCUCUCGUGCCGGAUCGUCACACUCCAGAUCGACCGGUUGCUCGUACACGUGGAUCCCAAAGCACAAAGGAGCCGCGGGUAAAACUAAGACCAACUGGAAGCAACAGUUUCAGAGACAAUCGGCGCUCCCAAGGAGAUUCUCUCAAUCGCUCGGCAAAUUACCGAAACUCCGCUGAGUUCUCGAAUCCGACUCCAAAAGCAAGAACAAUCAUCCCAUCCAUUCAUAAAAGUCAUUCUCCAAGCUCAACUCUUGUCAAACGAGAUAGUCAUGAUUAUGCAGAAGUAGGAAUACUCGAGUCGACAAAAACAUCGCCAAGUUCGCGUUCAAACACAUUCCAAUCCCAACCUUCGCCAAAUAAUUCCCUUUCCUCGAAGGAUGACUACAAGCGCAAAUCGCGAAGUCUCGAGUCCACACUUCGCUCUGUCGAUUCUUCCAACAAUUCUAGCGUCAGCAGGAAUAGCUCCUUUAGCUCAAGAACAUCCAGGCAAAAGCCACCAUCUGAACCUGAGCAAGCGAUUUUGCCCGAACCAGUGCUGGAGCAAAGCAGGUUGCCGUCAAGAGUGAGGGCGAUCUACGACUGCGACGCUGAUGACGAUGACGAAUUAACUUUCGUCGUUGGAGAGUACAUCACAAUUACUCGCGAAGAGGAAGAAGGCUGGCUCCAUGGACACAUCGAAUCGCAGCCUCAUCGCGCUGGUCUCUUGCCUCAAAUCUUCGUGGAAAUCCUCGAAUAUCGCUGA